This is a messenger RNA of Ilex paraguariensis (yerba mate), 426 nucleotides long. NCBI's taxonomy places the organism in Eukaryota, Viridiplantae, Streptophyta, Magnoliopsida, Aquifoliales, Aquifoliaceae. The record is from the annotation of a GenBank genome assembly.
AUGACUAGUACUUUAUUGUUAGACAGUAGUGAAAAUUCAUCUAGGACAUUGCGCCUCAACAAAUUAAUGCAGAAGGUGUUUAGUGUUAUGAAUCUUAGUGUGGAUGAUGAUACAACUGUUGAGAUUGCAGAAAAUAACAUGGAUAACAUUGUACAUCAAGUGAGAAGAUACAAAUCAACUAUAUUAGGAAAAAAUACAGUUGAUGAUGAUGAUGAUGAUGAUGAGAACAUUAUUUUAGAAAUUUCUAGUACACCAGUGUUGGAUCCUCCACGAUUGAGACAAAAAGGAAAAACAUAUGGUAGGUUAAAAGGUUUCUUGCAGAAGAGGAAAAAGAAAAAAUCAUCAAAGGCAGAUGCAUGUACAUCCCGAAUGCCACAAUCUGGGACAACCAUGUCUGGUAUCAUUAGUUAUAGGAAUGAAAGAUAA